Nerophis ophidion (straightnose pipefish) is the source of this 7040-nucleotide messenger RNA. It is a transcript of the gene wfs1a, whose product is annotated as Wolfram syndrome 1a (wolframin). Gene Ontology annotation, biological process: calcium ion homeostasis; endoplasmic reticulum unfolded protein response. The transcript is spliced from 12 exons. Gene Ontology annotation, molecular function: protein binding. The record is from RefSeq and is a predicted model, not a curated record. Gene Ontology annotation, cellular component: endoplasmic reticulum; endoplasmic reticulum membrane. NCBI's taxonomy places the organism in Eukaryota, Metazoa, Chordata, Actinopteri, Syngnathiformes, Syngnathidae. The coding region runs from base 256 to 3042 and encodes 928 amino acids.
GUGUGAAGCGGGCGGGGCAUGAAGACCAGGGAGUGACAACUCGACCGUCGCCGUCUACCUUCUAACAACUUUCCGCCACACACCAGGAUACAUAUGCGCCUUUUUUACCCGGGACAUUCCAGAGGAGCCCUUCCUCUGUUGGCAGGUCGACUUCCUCACCCAGGGGUCUCGCCCUGCCUUGGAUGGCCGCCCGCCAAGUCCUCCACUUGCCUCCAGUGACUACGACGCCACAUCGGUCCUUUCCUACCGAGAACCAUGGAGUCAGCUCCCUCUUCAGAGGCGGAGCCUCCGACUGUGACCUCGGCGGUGACGUCUCCGGAACCCAUUUCUUCCAGCUGGGCGGACCGUGACACCGCCGCCGCUCCCAAGAAAAGAACCUUUGCCUCCGUCGCCCAGCGUGUGAUCAUACAGGAGAGGCUUAGAAAAGCCGAAGAGGAAGAAGAUUCUGAAGAAGAAGAUGAAGAACCCGAGGAAGACUUAUCUAAGGAGCAGAUGGAGGAGAAGGCCAAAGCGGGCGACGCCAGAGCUCAGACCCGACUGGGCCAGCACUACUUGAUUCUGGCUGAAGAGAAGGAGGCGGAGCUAAAUAACCGCCUGGCCGUCCACUGGCUGAUCAAAGCAGCAAAGCAGGGAAGGAAUGGCGCCGCCAGAGCCCUGCAGCGCUGUUGGGUCCGCAGAACAGGGAUUACCACCGAGAACCAGGAGGAUGUCCGGACGCUGUCGGCGGAGAGCAAGUUCGAGAGGGCGGUGCGUAAAGCCGCCAUGAUGAUGUACUGGAAGCUGAAUCCGGAGAAGAAGACAAAAGUGGGCGUGGGCGAGAUGCUGGAGAACGUCAGACAGGUGGACCAGCUGCAGGGGAGCCCUACAGAUCAGACCUCGGACGAGACUCAGAGAGUACUGCAGAACUUGGUCAGCGACGACACUGAUCAGUUGGUGGGCCUGGAUGACUUUGUGGAGAUGACUAAAAAUUUGGCCCAAGGUAUCGUUCCUUCGUCUGCCGGAAAACAAAACCAAGGAACUGCAAAGGAAGGAAGCACUUCUCUUGAUCGUGACAGCGAGCCUGAGCUAGUCCCCUCAGGAGAGAAAAAGCCCCACAGAGGGUCUUGGGGUUUCGGCAGAGGGAGUAUGAUGCUGGACAACAAGCAGUCGGCAGCCAUUAAAAAAGCGAUGGACAUGAAAUCACGUCUCAUGAUGCUGCAUUACCCCCUGGACAGCAUAGUGGAGGUCAAGGAGCACCUGGUUGACUGGGCGUCGCGGGCUGGCGUGCAGUGGCUGAGCACUGUCAUCCCCACGCAACACGUCAACACGCUCAUCUUCUUCUUCAUCAUCAGCAACCUCACAAUCGACUUGUUCUCCUUCGUCAUCCCACUCCUGGUCUUCUAUCUCUCCUUCGUGUCCAUGAUUAUCUGCACUCUGCGCGUCGCUCAGAGUACCAAGACGUGGCAGAAUUUUCGAGCCCUGACGUCUCUCCUGACCCGUUUUGAACCCGGCCUGGACGUGGAGCAGGCGGAAACCGACUUUGGCUGGAACAACUUGGAGCCGUACCUGUACUUCAUCUUCUCCGUCUUCUUCAUCAUUUUCUCCUUCCCCGUCGCCGACAAGCGCUGGAUCCCCUGUUCGGAGCUCUCCACGGUGGCCAUCUUCUUCACGGCGGUCAGCUACCAGAGCCUCAGCCCAAUGGCUACCACGUACGCACGGCGAGCAAUGGUGAUAGAGGUUGCAUCGUCGCUUUGUAGCCUGACGCAGUUCCUGCCGCAGAACAUGACAAGGCUCGGCUUCCUGGGACGCACCUUUGCCACGCUGCCUCUCGGGGAGUCUGUGGUGUUCCAGCUCAGUAUUCCCUGUCUGCUGUAUGUUUGUCUUUUCUACCUGUUCUUCAGCAUGGCCAGAAAGCGCGGCUUCCGAGGGACGUACUGCAUCCUGGUGCCCUACUUGGUGUGCUUCAUGUGGUGUGAGUUCUCCAUGGUGCUUCUCCAAAAUUCCACCGCUGUCGGUAUAAUCCGCACCUGCGUCGCCUACUUCCUCUUCCUGUUUGCGCUGCCCGUCCUGGCGUUGGGCCUCGCCGUCAUGCUCCUCAUCCAGCUCUUCAAGUGGUUUUUGGAGCUGGAGCUCACCAAGAUGAUCGUAACCUUGGUCGUAUGCGCCAUACCCGUCAUCCUGCGGCUGUGGACGCGUUUCAGCACGUCUAUUCUGGAUGUUUUCCGCUCACUGACCCACCGGGGCCCUGUCAAACUCAUCCUACUUUGCAUCUCUAUGGUCAUCCUCCUCUUCUCCAUCUACGUGUAUCACGCAGAAGGUCAAAAAGUCUACAACUCCACCCUGACUUGGAACCAGUACAGCCAAGCCUGUGGACCGCCCGCCUGGCAGUCCAAAGGUAUGGCCAAGACACAGAUCUUCUGUAGCCACCUGCAGGGCCACAGGGUCACCUGGACCGGACGUUUUAAGCACGUCAGCGUUGCUGAGACUGAGAACGGGGCGCAAUCCUUCAUCAACAUGUUGCCGGUCUUUCUUGGGGACUGGCUGCGAUGCCUCUACGGCGAGACGUACCCUUUGUGCGAGCCGAAGAAUGUGACGGUCGCGAACCUCACAGCUUCCGGCGCCACAGUCUCGCUGCUACAGAUGCAAGAAGAGGAGGAGUUAUGUCAGAUCAAAGCCUUGGCCAAACACACCUGCCACGUCAAGCGUUUUGACAGCUACCGAUUCCAAGUCACCGUAGGGAUGACCAGGGAUGAAAGCGUGGAGGCGGACGACCCGGGUAGGGACAUCGUGCUCAUGGCCAGCAAUGAGUUCCGACAGGUUCUCUUCAACCUGGAACCUGGUAACAUGGUGGAGUUCUGUACCAAGCUGGAGGGCCGAUUAGGAGCGAGGGCCCCGGCCUUCGAGUUGAAGGCGGUCAACUGCCUGGACUGUGUUUCCCCGAUGUUGACUGGGGGAAGGCAGGUGAAGAUCGAGAGAGACUGGAGACGUACCACCAUGCGAGCCCUGAAGUUUGCGUUCGACUUUUUUUUCUCUCCCUUUUUGUCUGCAAAGAUCACGGGCUGAGAACACACACCCAGCAGCUCAGACUGAGGCAGAACUGCUCGGUCGUUAAGUUAUGUUUACUUUUUGGAUUGUUGCUCUUCUUCAUGCAGGAGUUGACACAACAGUUUUUGUUUACAUACGUCUUAAGUGGAGGACACCCGCUAUGGUGCCAUACUGCUGGGCCAUGGUGGGCUCACAGGUCAACUGGAACCUAUGCCAGUGGAUUCUGGGCCAGAGGUGGACAGUUCCCAUGCCAGUUACGUAAAAUCUGCUCGAUAUCGUACUAGUCACUGUAGUACAAAACACAUCCUGCAUGGCAGCGUUGUGUCAUUAGAGUCAACAUUGAAACAAUUUCUAAGGUUCUUAGGCACCGAUGUCCUAAACAUUUCAGUACACACUACAAGGGGCACCGCAGUUCUUUCUCCAUGCCAAGAAUCUUAUUGAUUUCAGAGAACACUUGACCCCAACUGGCUGGGGAACAUCCUCUCAAAGGUCUAAUCCCUAGUUUUUAUUUUUAGGAAUCAUUGACUUUGAUUGAUUGAUUGAUACUUUUAUUAGUAGAUUGCACAGUACAGUACAUAUUCCGUACAAUUGACCACUAAAUGGUAACACCCGAAUAAGUUUUUCAACUUGUUUAAGUCGGGGUCCACGUUAAUCAAUUCAUGGUACAAAUAUAUACUAUCAACAUAAUACAGUCAUCACACAAGUUAAUCAUCAUAGUAUGUACAUUGAAUUAUUUACAUUAUUUACAAUCCGGGGGGUGGGAUGAGGAGCUUUGGUUGAUAUCAGAACUUCGGUCAUCAACAAUUGCAUCGACAGAGAAAUGUGGACAUUGAAACAGUGUAGGUCUUACAGUAGGAUAUGUACAGCCAGCAGAGAACAUAGUGAGUUCAGAUAGCAUAAGAACAAGUAUAUACAUUAGAAGUACAUUUGAGUUGUUUUAUAAUCCGGGGAGAUGGGAUGUGAAUGGAGGAGGGUAUUAGUAAAGGGUUGAAGUUGCCUGGAGGUGUUGUUUUAGAGCGGUUUUGAAGGAAUAUAGAGAUGCACUUACUUUUAUACCUGUUGGGAGUGCAUUCCACAUUGAUGUGGCAUAGAAAGAGAAUGAGUUAAGACCUUUGUUAGAUCGAAAUCUGGGUUUAACGUGGUUUGUGGAGCUCCCCCUGGUGUUGUGGUUAUGGCGGUCAUUUACGUUAAGGAAGUAGUUUGACAUGUAGGUGUAGCGGAUUUUAUAGACUAGGCUCAGUGCAAGUUGUUUUACUCUGUCCUCCACCCUGAGCCAGCCCACUUUGGAGAAGUGGGUUGGAUUGAGGUGUGAUCUGGGGUGGAGGUCUAAAAGUAACCGGAUUAGCUUAUUCUGGAAUGUUUGGAGUCUAGAUUUGAGGGUUUUGGAGGUGCUGGGGUACCAGGAGGUGCAAGCGUAAUCGAAGAAGGGUUGAAUGAGAGUUCCCGCUAGAAUCCUCAAGGUGUUUUUGUUGACCAGAGAGGAGAUUCUGACAAUCAUCAUUGUUCAUGUUUGGUAAGUCCAUAGUAGACUUUCAUGCAGUGUUUGUCGGUCACUCUACGGGAGAUUAAUGUUUUGAAGGAGCACUUUUAAUGAAUCGUACCUUGUCAUAUGUGGACACAUUUUCAGUAUUUAUUUAUCUUAUCUUUGAAUUUGAUUUUUUAUUUUUUUUGCUGUGUGAUGCUAAUCAUUUCUGGUUACCGACCGUUUAAGUUAUUAAUGGUAUGCCUUAUGAAAACAACUAGAGCCUACUAUUUGUCAAUUGAAUGUAUGUCACAAAAACGGUUAAGAUAUUUUGUCGCUCUAGAGCAGUGGUCACCUACCUUUUCGAGCCCAACAAACCAGCAACAAACCAAAGCAAGAUCCAUCCCUCCUAUAUAUGUAUAUUAAUAUUUGAAGGACGCAGGUCUUGAUAGGCAUCGAAAGCUCUGUGUCACAAAGGAUAGGCUUCAUUUCCUUGAAGACCUCCUCGGCUAAGCAGAUCCUUCUAUGUAUCCAUCGUCAGAAGUAACUAUAGAACCAGGAUAGUUGAAUGUGUUGACUUGUUCAACCGUGGUGUCUCCUAACUUCAGAGUGCAGGUCGAAGGUGUUCCAGGUAUCAAGAUGACCUAGUACUUUGUCGUCUUGCAGUUGUUAAUGAGGCCUUUUGGUUCGCCUCUGUUAAUUUGUUCUGGAAGUUGCUGGAGGCCUUCUGUUAUUACUUUGAGAACAUUGUCGUCUGUUUGUCUUAUAUUGUCGACCAAGACAACAUUUACGGUGACUCCUACCGGGACUUUGUCAAGUGGUCGCAAGAUUGACUCCCUGUACAAGUUGAACUAGUCUGGGGACGCAAUACAUCCUUGAUGGACUCCUUGUUUGCCUUUGCCAAGAGCCUCUUCUGGCUUUCUUCCCGUUGAGGCAGAGAUCUAUAUGUUGGAGAAGCUGUCUCUCUUUCUGGACUCUGUUUAGGACCUCGUCAUUGAUAACUCUUUCGACCCAAGAUAUCCCGCACAUAUGUCUAUGGAACCACAUUUCUGCGGAUGUUUCUGCAGGUUACAACUUUUAGAGUGCAUGUUUCCGAGCAGUAAAGAAGUACUGGCCAGGCGAAGGUUAGAAGGACGCAGGUCUUGAUAGGCAUUGAAAGCUCUGUGUGACAAUUGAUAGGCUUUAUUUCCUUGAAGAUUUCCUUGGCUAAGCAGAUCCGUCUACGUAUUCAUCGUCAGAAGUAACUGGUUUAAUGUGUUGACUUGUUCAACCGUGGUGUCUCCUAACUUCAGAGUGCAGGUCGGAGGUGUUCCAGAUUUCAACAUGACCAAGUACUUCGUCUUCUUGCAGUGGACUCUGAGACCUUUUUAUUCGCCUUAGUUUGGUCCAGAAGUUGCUGGAGGCCUUCUUCCGUUGUUUUUAUGAGAACAGUGUCAUCUGCGUAUCUGAUAUUGUCGAACAUGACAAAAUUUAUGGAGAAUCCAACGGGGACUUUUUCAAGUGGUCGCUAGAUUUACUCCCUGUACAAGUUGAACUAGUCUGGAGACGCAAAACAUCCUUGACGGACUCUUCGUUCCCCUUUGCCAAGAGCCUCUUCCGGCUUCCUUCCCCUUGAGGCAGAGAUCUAUAUGAUGAGGAAGCUUACUCUCUUCCUGGACUCGGUUUAGGACUUUGUCAUUGGUAACUCUUUCGCCCCAAGAGAUCCCGAACAUGUAGUUUGUUAGUCCCCAUGGAGUAUGCACGUGUGAUAAUAGAAAUAACACAGUGAAUUUGUCAGAUUGAAGCAUUUUAAUUAAUAUACAUUCCUUCAUUUUUUUGCUAGAUAUUAUAGAUAUACACUUGAAUAGCAUCGUUUGGUGGCAACAUGCUGUUGCUACACUCGCAGAACGCAAACUCUCUCUUAGUUUCUACGUGGUGAUGUGAUGACAACUGAAGUCCUGAAACUUACAUAACCUUUUCCCCGGUUGUAAACAAGUCACUCAGGGGGGGUUCUGUCAUAGCGGAUUUGACUUUGUCAAACCAAUUAGUCCGAGGUGUGCAUCCAAGAACCCGGGCAAAGGCAGGUGAAUGUUUGUGAAGGCUGAGGAAAGUGUGGCUUGACCCGUUCUUGUUUGCCUAAAGUUGGGUCUGGAAUUUGGCCUGUGGUGACUUUUCCUUUGGCCCGCCAAAGGGUGGCUUGCAGUUGUAACACAUAUUCACACUGAUCUCUUUCACAAUCAUUGGCCGCAUGUCUACAAGACUACACUGUAAAAAAUAAAAAAUAAAGUAAGAUUUUAUUCUAAAAACCUGGCAGCUCAGUCGCCAGAAGCUUACCCUAAAAUACUCAGUGAUGCACGGUCAAAACGGGGGAACGUAGAUUUUACGGUCAAAAAAAAAAAAAAAGUAUCAGCUCCGUCACUGGGAUUUAGGGUUAGAAAAAUUUGCGGUAAAAAUAACAGUUCAAAUUUUUGGUAAUGCACUGUAAAAAACUGUCACCAGAAUUUUUAUGUAAAUAUUGUGGUACAGUUUUUCAAUUUGCAGUAAUUUGGUCUAAAAUUCACUGUAAAUUCUGGUG